CGCAAAACGCUCCACGAGGGCUAACGUGUGGGUUCACGACACCCCCGUCGUAUUUCUCCCUUGUUGUAAGUAAAGGCAGCCUCAGACUAACAGGAUGACUACCGUCCUGCCGACACUUCCACUCCGUCUGAGCGAGAAGCGCGAUGACGUCUCAGACGAGGACUCGGACAGCAAGCGUGAAGAUUCGACCUACAGUGUCGUCGAGGCACCACCGCUUGGUGAGUCCGUCUCCGACAAAGAUGGCAAGCGGCCUUUCUGGACGCGCAAAAAGCGGAACCCAGAGGACAUUGCUACCCAGCCUUCUGUCUUUGAUGACCCCGUCACCCUCGAGAUCUACCGCCCGCCGCUGCAGUGGGAGAAUGCUCAUCGUUUCGACCCCCUCUUCCGGUGGACGUGGGCAGAGGAGUUUAAACUCGUCAGAAAGAUCGACUUCAAGAUCAUGAUUUGGGCAUGGCUGAUGUUCUUCUGCCUGGACUUGGAUCGUACCAACAUCUCUCAGGCCAACACUGACAACUUCCUGAACGAUCUCCACAUGACCACCGACGACUUCAACCUCGGUAAUACUCUGUUCAAAGUCUGCUUCUUGGUUGCCGAGCUGCCCUCCCAGCUGUUGUCCAAGCGUAUCGGGCCUGACCGUUGGAUACCAAGCCAAAUGUUCCUUUGGAGCAUCGUCUCUUUCAGUCAAUAUUGGCUGAGCGGACGGGGAAGCUUUUUGUUGACAAGAUGUCUUCUCGGCUUUCUUCAGGGUGGUUUCAUUCCUGACGUCAUCCUCUAUCUUUCCUACUUUUACACCAAGAACGAACUGCCUAUCCGUCUCGCUUGGUUCUGGGUAUCGAACUACGCGGACCAGAUUGUCGGAGCCUUCCUUGCAACAGGCAUUCUCAAGCUGCGUGGACAUAACGACGUUGCUGGAUGGAGAUAUCUGUUCCUCAUCGAGGGCGUGUUGACUUGUCUCGUCGGGUUGUUCUCAUUCGUGAUGAUGCCUCCAGGUCCUACGCAAACGAAAGCCUGGUGCCGUCCGAAGGGCUGGUUCACCGAGCGGGAAGAGAAGAUCAUGGUCAACAGAGUCCUGCGCGACGAUCCUUCUAAGUCUGGCAUGCACAAUCGCCAAGGCCUGAGCAUCAAGAUGAUUUGGAGUUGUCUCAAGGAUUGGCGGAUGUGGCCGCUAUACAUUCUUGGACUGACCUUCCUCGUCCCAGUCACUCCUCCGCAGACCUAUCUAACAUUAUCUCUUCGCAACCUCGGUUUCAACACGACACAAUCCAAUUUACUUUCUAUCCCGUCCACAGCGCUGGGCAUCGUCCUUCUCCUCGUUUUCUGCUACCUCAGCGAGCUCAUCGACAGUCGCACGAUCUCCAUGCUCACACUGCAGUUAUGGGCGCUCCCGUUGCUCAUCAUCUUGUAUUCGUUCAACGAGCAUACUUCUCAAUGGGUGUACUUUGCCGUUGUCAGUCUCAUCAUCGCGUACCCCUACGUACAUCCCGUCCAGGUUGCAUGGGCCUCGACCAACUCGUACAGCGUUCAAGGUCGUACGGUGUCUGCGUCGGUGUACAACAUGUUCGUGCAAGCCGGUGGUGUUGUAGCGGCGAAUAUCUACCGCACUGAUGACCAGCCCCUCUACAAGCGUGGUAAUCGCGCGCUCAUAGGCAUCGCCGUCAUGAACAUUAUUUUGUAUCUUCUGACAUGGUUGUUCUAUCGUGAGAUCAAUCGACACAGAGACCGCAAAUGGAAGGCCAUGACACCGCAGGCACGUUGGUCAUCCCGUCUAAUAUCUUCCUACUAA
Messenger RNA from Phanerochaete carnosa HHB-10118-sp, 1783 nucleotides. RefSeq lists its product as uncharacterized. Gene Ontology annotation, biological process: transmembrane transport. Gene Ontology annotation, molecular function: transmembrane transporter activity. Gene Ontology annotation, cellular component: membrane. Bases 95 to 1783 code for a protein of 562 amino acids. The transcript is spliced from 11 exons. The record is from RefSeq and is a predicted model, not a curated record. NCBI's taxonomy places the organism in Eukaryota, Fungi, Basidiomycota, Agaricomycetes, Polyporales, Phanerochaetaceae.